Mustela erminea (ermine) is the source of this 4790-nucleotide messenger RNA. Its product is annotated as zinc finger protein 252-like. The record is from RefSeq and is a predicted model, not a curated record. The transcript is spliced from 3 exons. The coding region runs from base 2145 to 4379 and encodes 744 amino acids. Gene Ontology annotation, molecular function: RNA polymerase II transcription regulatory region sequence-specific DNA binding; DNA-binding transcription repressor activity, RNA polymerase II-specific. Gene Ontology annotation, biological process: negative regulation of transcription by RNA polymerase II. NCBI's taxonomy places the organism in Eukaryota, Metazoa, Chordata, Mammalia, Carnivora, Mustelidae. Gene Ontology annotation, cellular component: nucleus.
GCGGGCGGGGGAGCGGCGGAGGCCCCCGCGCAGAGCUCGCGGCCGGGGGUCCGGGCUCCCCAGGCCGCCGAGGCGGGGCGGCGGCGCGGACGGGGAGGGUCUCAGCGAGGGGCGAGGCUGGUUGUGCUCGGGGGCCGCGUCGGAGUCAGGCCAGUGCGGUGCACGCGGCAGAGGCGAGGGGGGCCGAGGCUGCGGUUGUGAGCGCGGUGGGGAAGGGGCCGAGGCGGCUGGGGACCGGCGGGAGGGGCCGCGCGGCGGGUGCUCGGGAAGCAGUGGCGCAGGGGUGGUCCCUGCGGGUCCUCACGGUUCGCCGACACCGCGCGGAGCGCCCUGUACGUUUUCUUCAUUAAGUUCUCGAAAAGCCCCUCGGGAUGAGUCUCACUUUAAGUCCGUGCGGAGACGCAGGUCACGUCCCCGAGUUUGCACCCGCGGGUGGUGUGCCCGGGAUGGGGGGAGCCCGCGCCUGCAGCCGCGGUGCUACCGGCCUCGCGGUCCGCGCUUGCUCGGCCGGGCGGGGGGCCUCGGAGGUGGGAGUCGGCUCUGUGGCCGAGGCUCUUCCAGGCGGCGCGCGCCGCCAGCUCGCAGUGCACCCGGCCCGCGUCAGCCUUUCUCUUGAGCUUUGGACCUGUAACUCCCAAAGCUCUGAUUCUUCCCUUGUAAGUCUGAAAUUCAACAUGUACCAAAACGGCUUUUAGGUUUUACCCUUACAUGGAGGUGUGAUCCCUCAGAGUGGAUGCCGUGUCAUCAUCGCAGUAGUGGGGCCCACCCUGGUUUCUCAUCCCAGAUCUAAUGCAUCAGCAGAUGCUGUUGACGACGCGUCUGAAGUGCACCUAGGAUCUGAUCCCUUGCCGCCGGCGCCCACCACUCUGGUCCAGGAGACUGCCGGCUCUAGUGGGUUGCUGCUGGCGCCUUGCGGCUGGUGUUCUGUUGACAUCCCAGCUCCGCCGCAGUCUCUUCUCAGAGCAGCAGCCGGAGAGGCCGCCCGGCAGGUCAUAGCACUGCCCAGAUCUUCGGGAUGCUUCCCAGCUCGUUCAGAGUAAAAGCCCAUGUCCUGUAGCCUAUGAGGCACCCCUCCCUCCUCUCUCUUGCCCUCCCCUCAUCCACUUCAGCCCCUCUGGUCUCCUUGCCCUUCCUUGAACACAUCAAGUGGGCCAUCGCCUCACACCCGUUGCCCUUGUGCAUUCCCCUUCCUGGAAUUGAUCUGCCCUAAGGUCCACACGGUGCCUGCCCUCACUCCAUCCAGACCUCUGCUUUGGUGUUGCUUUACCAAAGUUGCCUUCCCUGGCCAUCUCCUACCACCAGCUGCUGCCCUCAUGCCGUUCAUUCGUUCUAUCCCUUGUCGUCACCUGACACAGGCUUUUGUUUGUCAGCGGCCCUAUUUGCUUGCACACCGCCUUAGGUAGGUGCCUGGUCUGCUUGUUCUCAGCUGUUUGCCCACUUUCCAGGACCCUCAAGGUGGUCCUGAGAUGCAGCCUAUUGUCUGCCCUGGCCAGGUGCAUUGCUGGGGCCAUCAUAUAGUGGCCUGAGGAUGCUGUUGUCCCAGGGGCUGCUGGGGAAGCCUUGUGCUGGAGAAGGGAAUAUCGUCUCAGAGACCACUGGGUGUUUAGUUCCUCUGCCCUUCCCAGGGCUUUCUGGCAGCCGCAGACUUGGUCUCUGCUGCCAUAGACCUCUUGAGAUCUAGGCACGGAAGUCUCCGUGCUGCGGUGAAAAGCAGACUGGUCACACUCCAUUACAGCCUUCCCUCUCCCUGCAGUUUUGCCCACCUCCUUGGGACAAGCUAAGAGAUGCAGCGAUGGCCGUCAAAGAUCUCCUUCCUCCUGGGCCUCAGGACUUCAAGGUUCCAAACCUGAUGUCAUCUCCAGGCUGGAGAAGGGGGAAGAGCCAUGGGCCCCAUACUCACCGAGAAUUGAGGAACACUGGAUCUGGAGUCAUGGGAGUGAAAGUGAGUCUCCAGGAAUGCCGCCGUGCUCUCCUGCCCCUGCUGGCAGGGGCUGUCACUUCGCCAGGCCCUUCUCUGUUUUGAGUCUUGGACAGGAAAGAGGGGAUUGACUCCAAGACAGAAAAUUUCCAAAGCAGUGGGGUCCCAGAGAGCAAAAUCAGAAGAAUCUGUAAAGAAUAUUUCCAAGGAGCCUGAUUUUGAAGAGAUGAGUAAAACUGAGGGAAAAUUAAAGAACUGCUGGAGAAAAUCUGCAGAGGAAGGGUUUAAGAAAUCCUUCUCCGAGAAGAACAGUUCUGGGCCAGUGACAUUGACACAUAUGAAAACCCCAAUUAGAAGGGAAGGCCAGAAAUCCAGUUCUGUGGAGGUAAACUGCACUGCAGACCCAAACCCGUUUGGAUUUCAUAGAGCAUCUAGAGGGAAGAAUCUCCACCAGAAUGUGCCGUGUAUGGAUGACUAUCAGCAAAGCCAGGACCUCACUAAUCGCCAGUGUUUCUCCCCAGAAGAAAGAGCCUGUCAGACAGAUGUGUGUGUGAAAAUGCCCAGGCAGAGUUCAGUUCUUAGUGAGAAUCAGAGGGUUAACAAUCCAGAAGAAUCCUUUGAGUAUAAUGAGUAUGGGAAACCUUUCAGCCUGAGUAGAACUCUUUCUCAGCAUCAGAGAAGUCAUGCUGGAGAGAAGCCCUGUGAGUGUGAUGGGUGUGGAAAAAUUUCUCAGCACUGCUCUGUCCUAAGCCAACAUCAGAGAGUUCACUGUGGAGAGAAGCGCCAUACCUGUGCUGAGUGUGGCAAAUCUUCCAGGGAUCAUUCCUAUUUCAUUCAGCACCAUAACACUCACAUUGGAGAAAGACCUUAUGAGUGCAGUGAAUGUGGGAAAGCUUUCAGUGUACGUUCAUCUUACAGUCAACAUCUUAAAAUUCAUACUGGGCAGAAACCUCAUGAGUGUCAUCAAUGUGGAAAAGCCUUUAGUCAUAGCUCUAACCUGAUUCAUCAUCAGAGAAUUCAUAGUGGAGAGAAACCGUACAAGUGUAAGGAAUGUGGGAAGGCUUUCAGUAGACACUCUCACUUCCUUCAGCAUGAGCGAACUCAUUCUGGAGAGAAACCUUAUAACUGUACUGAAUGUGGCAAAGCCUUCAGUGCACGAUUAUCUCUCAUUCAGCAUCAGAGAACUCACACAGGAGAAAAACCCUAUGAAUGCAUUGAAUGUGGGAAGUCCUUUAGCUUGAACCGAACCCUUACUGUUCAUCAGAGAAUUCACACUGGAGAGAAACCCUAUAAGUGUAACGAAUGUGGAAAAUCCUUCAGUCAGCGGUCCCAAGUCAUUCAGCACAAGAGAAUUCAUACUGGAGAGAAGCCUUAUGUCUGCAAUGAGUGUGGAAAAUCAUUCAGUGCUCGCCUGUCCCUCAUCCAGCAUCAGAGAAUUCACACUGGAGAAAAACCUUAUGGAUGCAGUGAGUGUGGGAAAACCUUCAGUCAGAAGGGACAUCUUAUUCAGCAUCAGCGAAUUCACACUGGAGAGAAACCCUAUGAGUGUAAUGAGUGUGGAAAAGCUUUCAGUCAGAGUUUUAAUCUUAUUCAUCAUCAAAGGACACACAAUGGUGAGAAGCCCUAUGAAUGUAAUGAGUGUGAUAAAGCCUUCAGUGUGCUCUCUUCCCUUGUUCAACAUCAGAGAGUCCAUAAUGGUGAGAAGCCCUAUGAGUGUCACAAGUGUGGGAAAGCCUUUAGCCAGGGCUCACACCUCAUUCAGCACGCGAGGAGCCACACCGGGGAGAAACCCUACGAAUGUAACAAGUGUGGGAAAACCUUUGGGCAGAUAUCCACCCUAAUUAAGCAUGAGAGAACACACAAUGGAGAGAAACCCUAUGAGUGUGAUGACUGUGGGAAAGCCUUCAGCCAGAGUGCACACCUUGUCCGCCAUCGAAGGAUUCACACUGGAGAGAAUCCCUACAAGUGCAGUGACUGUGGGAAGGCCUUCAACGUCCGCUCCUCUCUCGUGCAGCAUCACAGAAUUCAUACUGGGGAGAAGCCUUAUGAAUGUGAGAAGUGUGGCAAGGCCUUCAGUCAGCAGUCACAGUUUAUUCAGCAUCAGAGGAUUCACACUGGAGAGAAGCCCUACAUGUGCAAUGAAUGUGAGAAAGCCUUCAGUGCACGCUUAUCCCUUAUCCAGCACAAGAGAAUUCACACAGGAGAGAAACCUUACAAAUGCACUGAAUGUGGAAAGUCCUUCCGACAAAGCUCUCACCUUAUUCGACAUCAGAGAGUUCACAGUGGAGAGCACUCUUACGUGUGUAAUGAAUGUGGGAAAACUUUUAGUCAGAGAGUAACUCUUACUAGUCAUGAGAAAAUUCACACUGGAGAGCAGGCCUAUGAGUGUAUUAAAAGUGUGGAUCUCUUUAGUGCACAGGCAGCUUUCAUUCAGCACCACAAAGUUCACAGUGGAGAAUAACUGCUUUAUUCAAUAAAGUCUUCACUGUUGUACGUCAGGAGUGGUAUACUGAUGCGAAAGCUUCUGUUUUAGAGAUUCAUCUCUUGAGUGAUUUAACAAUGUCCCAGUGCAGUGCUAACUGAAGACAGGCUGCCAGAUUAUGUGGUAGAAAUUCCAAGGUCACAUGCCUUUCCUCCCACAGAGGGUGCCCUGUGCCUGAGUACUUGAAAUGAGCCCCGUCUGAGUACACUUACUUAAGAUUGUGUUUUCAUAGCUCCAGACCUUAGGGUGCAGUGAGGUAUUUUAUGUGGUCACUUGCUUUUCCUUCCUCCUCUUCAUCUAUUUCAAGUUCAAGGAAAGUAACUGGAACCAUUACACUUUGUUUUUUUUUUAAUAUUUUAUUUAUUUGACAGAGAUCACAAGUAGGCAGAG